Messenger RNA from Chenopodium quinoa (quinoa), 1044 nucleotides. RefSeq lists its product as uncharacterized. Lineage: Eukaryota; Viridiplantae; Streptophyta; Magnoliopsida; Caryophyllales; Amaranthaceae. Bases 1 to 1044 code for a protein of 347 amino acids. The record is from RefSeq and is a predicted model, not a curated record. Gene Ontology annotation, molecular function: nucleic acid binding; zinc ion binding. The transcript is spliced from 3 exons.
AUGCGUUGGGAAAAUCAGGAAGAGUUUCUCUCUCUAUCUCAGGGUUCCCUAUCCAUCCAGGAGUACACGGACAAGUUUACUGAAUUGUCCCAUUUUGCUACCUCUAUCGUUGCUACUGAAGCUAAAACGGUAAAAAGGUACAUCAAGAAGAUGGAUCCUAGAGUAAGAACCCAUGUGCUGAGUUCGGGCGUUGCUUCUUUCCAAGGGGCUUAUGAGAUUGCUCGUAGUAUCCAUGCAUCCAUAAUUGAGGAAGAAGCUACGAAGGCUGCAUCUGCAAGGAGACCUUCAGUGCCUUAUUCUCAAGUUCAAACCAAGAAGUCGAGGUUUGAUAAUGCUGGAAGGAGUAGCAAUCAGCAAAGUUCUGGUACUCUUCAAAGUUUUGUCUCAAAGAAGUGCUACAAGUGUGGCAAAGACCAUUAUCCGGGGAAGAAAUGUGAUGGCACUAACAUAACCUGUUACCUUUGCAAGGAAGAUGUACACAAGUCUUCUCAGUGUCCUAAUAAGGCGAAUUCUUCUAGUUCUAGUGGCUCAAUGCCUACUCCCUCAUCAGCUCCUCCAAGGAACAGGAUCUAUUGCAUGACCCAAGAACAGGUCGAUGUUCAGCCUGAUGUGGUGACGAGUACAUUUCUUAUUAAUAAUGUUCCUGCUUAUGUUCUGUUUGAUUCUAGUAUUGUUGUGUCUUUUAUUGCUAGCACAUUCAUUUUUAAAUCUAACUUGUCUUCUAGUUCUCCUCCAUUCACUGCUGUGAUUAGAAUAGUGUUUUGUCGUAUCUUCUACUCUGGUAUUAUGUUGAAGAAAAAUGUGAAGAUCAUGUCUGCAAUGAGAAUAAAGAGGCUUCGACAUAAAGGUGAUAUGAGAAUUCCUGUUGUUCGGGAACACUUUGAUGUUUUCCUUGAGGAGUUACCUAGCAUUCUGCUUGAAAGGGAUGCGGGGUUCAGUAUCGAUCUGGUUCCUGGUAUUACUCCGAUGUCUAAGGCUCCAUACAGGAUGGCUCCUCUUGAAUUGCAAGCUAGAGUUGAAGACACAAUUGUAGGAUUUGACUGA